Molecule: messenger RNA, 1738 nt
Organism: Mus pahari (shrew mouse)
Lineage: Eukaryota; Metazoa; Chordata; Mammalia; Rodentia; Muridae
Gene: Il18bp
Product: interleukin 18 binding protein
Exons: 6
Coding region: 488-1069 (193 amino acids)
Biological process (GO): T-helper 1 type immune response
Molecular function (GO): interleukin-18 binding
Source: RefSeq, a predicted model, not a curated record
UUGAGAGAAACUACGAUAUUAAUGGGCCAGUGAGGCACUGAAUGUAAAAAGGUCAGUGGUUCCAUUUGGAGCUCCCAGUACCAAUAAAUACUGCCUCCUUGGAGUUUGUUCUGGAGAAAGGAAAGCCUUGGCUCUAUAGAAAGUUGGCUGUGAAGGGUGGACGGGGCAAGACAAGUACGGACCUGUGAAAAACUGAUCUGUCUCACCCCUUAGCUGACCUUAAUGAGGGGUGAGAUAGAGGAUCCCUUGAGUUUGGAGAGGGGCCCUGGGAAUUGUCUAAUGUGGGCAUUGGGUCAAGGGGCUUUUGGAACAGCCUGCUUUUGAUUGGGAUUCCUGGCUAAGAAAGUGAAAGUGAAAAUAGGUGAGUGCUUUCCUAGAAGCUGCCUGCCGCCUGCCCUUCCCAGAAGGAGGCUGGCAAGCUGGCAAACGGGAGUGUUGCUUCCCAGAGGAAGUCACAGAUAUCAGAGUUGCCUGCUCCUGACACAUCAUGACCAUGAGACACUGCUGGACAGCAGUCCCCAGUUCUUGGUGGGUCCUGCUUUUGUAUGUCCAUGUCAUUCUGGCCAGAGCCACAUUUGCACCUCAGACAACUGCCACUGUCUUAACUGGAAGCUCAAAGGACCCAUGCUCUUCCUGGUCUCCAGUAGUCCCAACUAAGCAGUACCCAGCACUGGAUGUGAUCUGGCCAGAAAAAGAAGUGCCACUGAAUGGAACUCUGACCUUGUCCUGUACUGCCUGCAGCCGCUUCCCCUACUUCAGCAUCCUCUACUGGCUAGGCAAUGGUUCCUUCAUUGAGCACCUCCCAGGCCGGCUGAAGGAGGGCCACACAAGUCGCGAGCACAGGAACACAAGCACCUGGCUGCACAGGGCCUUGGUGCUAGAAGAACUGAGCCCCACCCUACGAAGUACCAACUUCUCCUGUUUGUUUGUGGAUCCUGGACAGGUGGCCCAGUAUCACAUCAUUCUGGCCCAGCUCUGGGAUGGGUUGAAGACAGCCCCGUCCCCCUCUCAAGAAACCCUCUCCAGCCACAGCCUAGUAUCCAGAGCAGCAGGCCCAGGGGUCGCAUGAAGCCAACCACACCAUGACCUUGACCAGAGCCUGGCUCUCAUCUACCUGGAGGGUGGAGUCUACACCACAGGCUGCAAUUGCCUCUCUGUGGCUGAAGCUCAAGCUUCAUUUCUACCUAGAUUAUCAUAGUUAAUUAAGUCCUUAGCCUUCUUCCUGCUUGUCCUUCUGUCCACCCAUCCAGUUUACCUUUUCUGACGUCUUAUUCAUCCCACUGGUGUUCUGGAACCUCUGAGACCUGAUGACACCUUAGCCAAGUGAAAGCUCUGCUUACACUCAACAUGAAUUUGAGAUGCCUACCUGGCAGAUUUCCACAGCCUGCACCAAUCCAACAGGUUAACCCUGAAGCCUAGUUGAAAUAUAACUUUAGCAACAUCCACACUCAGCUCUGACCACUAUCUGCACCGACUUCAAUCUUUACAGGUGAUUUUGUUUUCCUAGUUUGCCCCCAAUGUACUGUUCUCAGGGACAGUGGCUGCUUCAGAUCACAAUUGUUCUGUCAGUCUGUGUCUCUGCAAGGCCCACACUGAGUCCUCAUAAAGGUGCAGCAGCUCAAGGUCUCUCUUUUUUUUUUUUUUUUUUUUAGACCCUGGUACUGUCUUCAGGAACUCUGCCUGACUCAGGCUGCAUGGGUCACUGCCUCUUGCUAAUAGAAAUUCAGAAUAACAUGAA